ACACACGCCGUCUACACGCACACUCGCGCACGCAGACACACGCACACAAGCGCAGCCUCCUGCGGUAUCCCAUACGGCGCAGCGGCUUUUCCAGCGGCAUACCAAGUGCGUCCUCGCCGGGAGAUGGGAGAUGCGGCUCCCGGCUCUCAGAGCACUCAGAGCGGCUUAGUAGAGACCUGCUGAUCGGGGAUGCUUCUGGAAGUCUGAUGCUAUUUCAUUUUCACGUGCAGGAAUCGCCGUUUUACUGCACCUCUAUCGGGGAUUUAAAGUGGACAAGCCGUUUGAUCAGGAUAUAUUAUUAUUCUGAACAUUUCUCAUUUUGGGGGGAGUGAAAGGAGUUUGGAUUGCUGAGGACGUGCCUCUUAUCCGCAGUGUCGAUGCGGCUGUGACUGAUAUCUGCAUAGAUUACAGGUGCAUGAUGCCCUCCAUCUUGAAAGAGGUGUAAUCCUGACAGGCCAAGAGUACUGGACUGUGCCUCCGUCCCUCUCCUCACCAGUCCAACCAUCAGCACAGCCAUGACAUCCCUCACAAGGAUACGGACCUAUCUUUUUGUAUGCUGCUUCCUGUCCAGUUUGGUGCUUCCUGUAACAUCACAUACAGUGGUGCAAGCCCCACAAGCUCAUAGUGCUGGCUCCCAAGUGAUAACAGCGUUGCUCCCAGAGGAGGAGUACACAUCAUUUCAUGCUGAAAACCCUGAGUGGACAUUUAAUCAUUUAGCUGUGGACUAUCGCAAUGGCAAUGUUUAUUUGGGAGCGGUUAAUCGUAUAUACAAACUGUCUCCUGACUUGGAGGUCCAGAAGUUCCAUGUAACUGGUCCUGAAGAGGACAACCGCAAAUGCUACCCGCCACGUGUUGUUCAGGCCUGCAGUGAACCACUGACACUCACCAACAAUAUCAACAAGAUGCUUUUGAUGGACUAUAAGGAGAACCGGUUGCUUGCUUGUGGCAGUGUCUAUCAAGGCAUCUGCAAACUUCUCCGUUUAGAUGACCUCUUCAAACUUGGGGAACCCUUCCACAAGAAAGAGCACUACCUCUCUGGAGUAAAUGAGAGUGGUUCUGUGUUUGGUGUCAUUGUUUCUUAUGGCAAUGCUUCUCCAGACAUGCUGUUUGUAGCCACAGCAGUUGAUGGCAAGCCAGAGUACUUCCCUACCAUCUCUAGCCGAAAGCUGGCCAGAAACUCAGAGGAAGAUGGCAUGUUUGCCUAUGUCUUCCAUGAUGAGUUUGUGGCCUCUAUGAUUAAGAUCCCCUCAGACACCUUCACUAUAAUCCCAGAUUUUGACAUAUACUACAUUUAUGGCUUUGCCAGUGGAAACUUUGUCUACUUUCUGACUUUGCAACCGGAAAUGGGGGGUGGACCCACCAGUGGAUCCUCCUCUACUGGUCGGGAACAGGUGUACACUUCCAAGAUAGUCCGCCUCUGCAAGGCAGACACUGCAUUCAACUCCUACGUUGAGGUGCCUAUUGGAUGCAUUAGUGGCAAUGUGGAGUACCGAUUACUGGAGGCGGCCUACCUGUCAAAAGCUGGUGCUAUCCUGGCACGCUCACUUGAUGUGGCACCUGAUGAUGAUGUGCUUUUUGCCAUCUUUUCAAAAGGCCAGAAAAGACGUCCACGGCAGGGCUCUCAGGACUCUGCAUUGUGUGUUUUCUCUCUGCGAAAGAUCAAUGAGAAAAUCAAGGAGAGGCUGCAGUCCUGUUACAAGGGAGAGGGCACGCUGGACCUGGCCUGGCUGAAAGUCAAAGAUAUUCCAUGCAGCAGUGCGCUUUUGACCAUCGACGAUGACUUUUGUGGCCUCGACAUGAAUGCACCAUUGGGUGUGUCUGAGAUGGUGCGUGGCAAGCCUCUCUUUUCUGAUGCUGUUGACAAAAUGACCUCUGUCAUUGCGUACGUUUACAAGAACCACUCACUGGUCUUCGUGGGGACAAAAGGUGGACGAGUCAAGAAGAUCCGGGUAGAUGGCUCCUCGCGUGCUCUUCAGUAUGAGACUAUACAGGCUGUGAAGAAUGGACCCAUCCUGAGAGACAUGGCCUUCUCCUCUGACCACCACUACCUCUAUGUCAUGUCUGAGACCCAGCUGUCCAGGGUACCAGUGGAGGCCUGUGGUCAGUACACAACAUGCAGUGAAUGUCUUGGAUCAGGAGACCCCCACUGUGGCUGGUGUGUCCUGCACAACAUGUGUGCCAGAAAGGAGAAAUGUGAGCGCUCAUCAGAACCCCGGCGCUUUGCUUCAGACAUCAAGCAGUGUGUGCGUCUCAGUGUCCACCCAAGCAACAUAUCAGUGUCUCAGUUCAGCGUCACAUUGGUGCUGGAAGCGCAUAAUGUGCCAGAACUUUCCGCAGGUGUCAACUGUACCUUUGAGGACCUGGCUGAGAUGAAUGGCUUGGUGGAGGGAAACCGGAUCAAAUGCUCCUCCCCUGCUGAAAAGGAAAUGCCACGUAUUAUUGUUGACAAAGGUGACCACCAGAUAGUGCAACUCUAUCUCAAAUCCAAGGAGACAGGCUUGGCGUUUGCAAAUACCAGUUUUGUUUUCUACAACUGCAGCGUGCACAAGUCGUGUCUGUCAUGUGUGGACAGUCCUUACCAGUGCUACUGGUGUAAAUACAGACACGACUGCACCCAUGACCCUCGCACAUGUUCCUUCCAGGAGGGGCGAGUCAAGAAGAAUGAGGGGUGUCCUCAGUUGGAGCGUGCAAAAGAGAUACUGGUGCCAGUCAAUGUGGUGAAGCCUAUCACCCUGGAGGCUAAGAACCUCCCCCAGCCCCAGUCUGGACAGCGAGGGUAUGAGUGUUUGCUAACCAUCCAAGGAAAUGAGCACAGAGUUCCUGCCCUUCGCUUCAACAGCUCUUCAUUGCAGUGUCAAAACACAUCGUAUUUCUAUGAUGGGAUGGAGAUGAGUAGUCUUCACGUGGAGCUGACCGUCAUCUGGAAUGGAGAUUUCACCAUUGACAACCCCUACCAGAACAAAGUCACUCUUUACAAGUGUGAUGCUCAGCGUGGAAGCUGUGGUUUGUGUUUGAAGGCCCAAUCAAAGUAUGGCUGUGUUUGGUGCAAAGGAGAGAACCGCUGCACCCUCAAGCAACACUGCCCCCACCCUGAGAACCAGUGGCUAGAGCACAACGGUAUCAACAGCAUGUGCACCAAUCCACGAAUCACACAGAUCACCCCUCUCCGGGGUCCCAGGGAGGGUGGCACACGUGUUACUAUCCGGGGUGAAAACCUGGGACUGGACUUCAGAGAGAUUCAGGAUAACGUGAAGGUGGCUGGAGUGGAGUGCACCCCCAUACGUGAUGAAUACAUCCCUGCUGAACAGAUUGUGUGUGAGAUGGGUAAAGCAGAGGAGAGCCAAUAUGCUUGGAAUGUGCAAGUCUGUGUUGGGGUUGGACCAUGCAGACCUGAUUAUAUUGCAAAAUCCUCGCGGUAUUAUUACUUUGUGGUUCCACGAAUCAUCAGCCUCAAACCGAGCCGAGGACCCGUCUCUGGGGGGACAAUUGUCAACAUCACCGGUACCCACUUUGAUGCUGGGAGCCAUGUGUCAGUCAUGUUCAAGGACCAGCCUUGCACUUAUCUGAGGAGGGGCGGCCAGUGGCUAACCUGCCGAACCCAUGCUUCCCUGCACGGCUGUGGAAACGUGUCUGUGUCUGUGAGCAUAGAUAAGGCCCAACUUCAGAAAGACCUACAGUUUGAAUAUGUGGAGGAUCCCACCAUCACCAAGAUAGAGCCAGAGUGGAGCAUAUACAGUGGACAUACGCCAGUGACAGUGACAGGAACUAACCUGGACAUCAUUCAGACCCCACUCAUCAGAGCCAAAUACAACGGCCAUGAAACACUUAAUUUAUGUGAGGUGCUAAGCCCCACAUCCAUGGUGUGCCAGGCUCCAGAGCUGCCCAUCAGCUUAGCGAGGCAUCAAGAAGUCCCUGAAAGACCAGAUGAGUUUGGAUUUAAAUUGGAUGACGUGCAGUCUCUGAUGGCACUCAACAGCACCAACUUUAUCUACUACCCAAACCCAGAAUUUGAACCAAUUAGUGUCUCUGGAGUCUUGGAACUUAAACCUGCAUCACCCAUUAUCCUAAAAGGGCGAAACUUUGUUCCACCAACUAACAGUGGGAAUGGAAAGCUGAACUAUACAGUUCUGAUUGGUGAGAAGCCCUGCACGUUAACAGUGUCAGAUACCCAGCUUGUCUGUGAUUCACCCAACGUGACUGGUCGACACAAGGUUUUGGCACGUGUUGGCGGUAUUGAGUUUUCCCCAGGUGUGGUCCACAUCACCUCCGACAGCCAACUUGGCAAAACGGCAAUCAUUGGCAUUGCUGCAGCCGGUGCCCUCCUCAUCCUUUUCAUUGUGGUGGUGCUCAUUGCCUAUACCCGCAAGUCUCGUGAGAGUGAUCUGACUCUAAAGAGACUGCAGAUGCAGAUGGAUAACCUUGAGUCUCGUGUAGCUCUAGAGUGCAAAGAAGCUUUUGCAGAGCUGCAGACAGACAUCCAUGAGCUGACCAGUGAUCUAGGUGGUGCGGGUAUACCCUUCCUGGACUACAGGACCUACACCAUGAGGGUCCUCUUCCCAGGCAUUGAGGAGCAUCCUGUACUGAGAGAUCUGGAGGUGAAGGGCUACCGCCAGGAGCAAGUGGAGAAAGGGCUGAAGCUCUUUGGCCAGCUCAUUAACAACAAAAUCUUCCUGCUGUGUUUUAUUCGCACUCUGGAGGCCCAGCGUGGUUUCUCCAUGAGGGACCGCGGCAAUGUGGCCUCACUGAUCAUGACAGUUCUGCAGAGCAAGUUGGAGUACGCUACUGAUGUCCUGAAGCACCUACUGUCUGACCUCAUAGACCGCAACCUUGAGAGCAAAAGCCACCUCAAACUGCUGCUUCGCAGGACUGAGUCUGUAGCAGAGAAAAUGCUGACCAACUGGUUUACGUUCCUCCUCUACAAGUUUCUGAAGGAGUGUGCAGGCGAGCCUCUUUUCUCGCUCUUCUGUGCCAUCAAGCAGCAGAUGGAGAAAGGCCCCAUUGACUCAAUCACAGGAGAGGCUCGCUACUCUCUCAGUGAAGACAAGCUCAUCAGACAACAGAUUGACUACAAGACACUGGUGGUGAACUGCAUACAUCCAGAGAACGAGAAAAGUCCAGAGAUCCAGGUUAAGGUUCUGAACUGUGACACCAUCAGCCAGGUGAAAGAGAAGAUACUGGAUGCAAUCUACAAGAACGUCCUACAUUCACAUCGCCUAAAAGCCUCAGAUAUGGACUUGGAGUGGCGUCAGGGUCGAGGACAGCGCACAAUCUUGCAGGAUGAGGACAUUACUACAAAGAUCGAAGGUGACUGGAAGAGACUAAACAUGUUGGCGCACUAUCAGGUCCCUGAUAAUGCAGUGAUGGCUCUGGUUCCCAAGCAAGUUACAGCCUACAACUCAGUAAACAACUCUACUGUCUCUCGAACGUCUGCAAGUAAAUAUGAGAACAUGAUAAAGUACACCGGAAGCCCAGACAGCCUGCGCUCUCGCACUCCCAUGAUCACUCCCGACCUCGAAAGUGGCGUGAAAGUUUGGCACUUGGUUAAGAACCAUGAGCACGGAGACCAGAAGGAAGGAGAUCGCGGCAGCAAAAUGGUCUCUGAAAUUUACCUGACACGACUUCUUGCCACCAAGGGUACGUUACAGAAGUUUGUGGAUGACCUGUUUGAGACCAUCUUCAGCACAGCCCAUCGAGGCAGCGCUCUGCCACUGGCCAUUAAAUACAUGUUUGACUUCCUGGAUGAGCAGGCCGACAAACACAACAUCCAUGACCCACAUGUGCGACACACAUGGAAGAGCAACUGCCUACCUCUGCGUUUCUGGGUGAAUGUGAUCAAGAACCCACAGUUUGUGUUUGACAUCCACAAGAGCAGUAUCACAGAUGCCUGCCUGUCUGUGGUGGCCCAGACCUUUAUGGACUCUUGCUCCACCUCAGAACACCGCCUUGGGAAAGACUCACCCUCCAACAAGCUGCUUUAUGCCAAGGACAUCCCCAGCUAUAAGAGCUGGGUGGAGAGGUACUACUCAGACAUUAGCAAGAUGCCAGUGAUCAGUGACCAGGACAUGAAUGCCUAUUUGGCAGAACAGUCACGGAUGCACAUGAAUGAGUUCAACACCAUGAGCUCCCUCAGUGAGAUCUACUCCUAUGUUGGAAAAUACACUGAGGAGAUUGUGUGUGCGCUGGAGCAGGACGAUUCAGCAAGGAAACAGAGGCUGGCCUUCAAGCUGGAGCAGGUGGUGGCCUUCAUGAGUCUGGAGAGCUGAGAACCGCACUUCCCAGGGUGCACUGGGAAGAGACCCCGUCAGAAACCGAGCUGUGCCUGAGCGAAGACCUGUCCCCAUCUUUUUCAUCAUGUGACUUCCUCCCUCCGCUUUUAAGAGAUGACUUCUUCCUGAAACCUUUUUCUGCUUCCUCUUCCUCCCUGAGAGAUAUUUUGGUUUCCUCAUCCACUCUGCUGCAUAGACUAGUUUGCCUGAAUAUUUGUAAGGGGUGGCUGGUGACUGAGGUUGGUGUCUCCCAUAGAGCAGUGUGGGGCAUCCUUCAGGUUCACCACAGGGGGAGCUUCUAGGGGUGAUUUUCUGAAAGCUGGCCAUAUUGGCACACUUCAGUCCCCUUGCUGGGAAAAAAAGAGGGGAAAAACAUUUUUAUGUUGCCUUCAAAAAUUUACACUGAUAGUGAUUCUUUGAAAACCAUGAUGUUUGGUCCAUUAGUUGAACUUUUCAAGAUAGGAUAGUUGAGAUAAAACCAUCUCUAGAGUUCAGUUUAUUGUAGGUCUAUAUUCAACAUAUGGAAUCAAGUGGAAGCAUCAAAAGUGAUGACUGCAAGCCAAAUGAACACCUCUGAAGAAAAUUAAUGCAAGGAUGGUUUGCCAAGUUUACACUGUACCUUCAAGCAAAGCAUACAUAUCCGUAAAAUCUGGGCUGAGUCCAGGCAAACCUAGAAUGUUCUUGUGUUCUUUCAAUGUAGCUGGAGUUGUAUUUAAGAAAAAGACUGAUGGGGAUAGGGAAGAAUUAUUACUCUUCUGAACUUUUCCUUUACUGAAAUAUGACAAAAAAUAAAACUACUGUUUAGUCUGUUGCAACAUUCACACAUUUUUACCUGCCCAGCACAAAUACAAGAAAAUGCUCAUGAUUUCUGCUUCCAUUUGGCUUAUGUGGCUACUGCAAAAUUAAGCUAUGAGAUGAAACCCUGGAGCCCUACCCAAGUUGGAUCCUCUACAAAAGCACACAAACAACUCUGGAAGACAGUGUUCAGACUAUUACAAAAACACCAGUUAGCUGUCUCUUCCAAUCUUGUCACUACUACAAUGGUCCUUUAAAGCACACACAUGCACAGAUACAAAAACAAUCAGCAAACAUCCUGACUGCCCAGAUAUCUACACCAAUCCUGGAAGAAGGGAAGAGCUGACUGAGAUGUACUGGGUAAGAAACUGCUGUAUCAAUAAAAACAGGAAUGAUUCAAUACAGUAUAGCCAGAGAUGGCUGACUGCUACCAAUAGGGGCUCUGUUGUUUGUGAUAGUAGCACCUCUUUCCCAGGAUGUUCUUAUUAAAAGACUUUUGUGUGGAGAAUAAAAAUGAGAUGGACUUAGCUGGUCAGCCAAAAACCAAAGGAGCUUGAAAUUUUCAAAAUGGUCAAAAUGUAUUUAUAAAGUGCCACUGAGGAACUGACAAAAAAAAAGGACUAUGUAUAUGACAACCACUUCUAAUACAAAAAUAUUGUGACUGGAACUUUAAGAAGCCUGUGUAAUUUUUCUGACCUCAGUGUGUCGAGGUGAGCGGCUCUGUGGGCGACGUGAUCUGAUCCUUCUUUCUUUCCAUCGUCCCGGGUCUCUCUGGCACUCGGCACACCAUUCACCCUUUUGUCCAGCUCCUGACAUACCAGUUUCUUAUCUGUUUUUGCACAAGCGUUGGAGAUGGUAGCUAGUUGCAUACGGCAAAACCCCAACUCUUGAGUGUGUAACUGUGGAGGCGCUCUUUUCUGUAUUAGUGUAGUUCUCCUCAGUGGCGGCAGGGGAUGGAAUUCUCCAAGCCUUGAAGAAAAAGGGAAGAAAAACAGGGAAAAAAAAAUCAGUUAAAGCAGAGCAACAAGAGAGCGUCACGGACAUUAACAUUAGUUAAGAUUUGUUGGACGUGAACCCUGAUCAUGGGAGUAAGCGACUGAAAGUGAUGAUGGAGGCGCCCUCCGUACCUUUUGACCUCUGCCCUUUCUUUUGCCUUGACAACGUGCCCCAUGUGGUGAUGUGAAUGUGUGAAGACCGCCCUAGGUCCACCUUGGGUCCUUUAUUGGCUUUUUAAGCGCAUGUAAAACGUAAACAAUUUAAGAAACUUAUUUAAAAAAAAAAAAAGAAAAAUAAGAAAAUUAAGCCUUGCAAUGAUGAUGUGGAUGUGUUCUUUUAUCUUUCUUUUGCUUGGAAGAAUCAAGAUGGAAAAGGAUUGUUCAAGUAAGAAAAACUAACUUUCGUUUAAGGUGGAACCUUUAUCCAGUUGAGCCCCUGCAGAAUCUCAUGCUCACAGUUUAGUGAAGUGGUAGAUGCUAAAUAAAACAGAUAUUGUAUACCUUUGCAUGUUGACCUAUUUGGAUGGUAUGAAAUGGAACUGCCUUGCUCAAAGAUGUUUAUAUACUACUUCAACUAUUAGGGACUUGGACACCAUUUACAUUCUCCAUUACAGGUUUGGUGGCAGCCAUGCCUUCACUGUGGCUUUAGUUUAGGUAGACAGAACAUACUACUGAAGUUUCCAUGUUUUUGCUGCUAUAAUAUUUUGUUUUAAAAGUUUAGACCCCCACCCCAACCAUCAGCGGAGCCCUGGACGAAGCUCUCAUCAAAUAAAAGAUAACUCCUUGUGGCUUCAUUUUACUAAAACAACAAUAUUGUGUUGCAGAAAAAAAAAACUUUCCAUUUUAGCUGCCAUAAACAAGCAUGUACACCUGGAGGCAACUACAUGUACUAGUGAUUUAUCCAGUUUAAUGUAGCAGGAGAGGCAUAUUAUACUUAUGUAUGAGACCGAGUUUGACUAGCGAGAUUUUUCUUUGCCCUUUUGUCACGUGUGCUAGAUAUCAGUCAUUGUCCAUCAAGAAAUUCAUGUCAGUUGUUGCAGCUUAAAGGGGCAUAUUUACAAAGCACUUAAUACAUUUUAUUUAAUGAAUCAUUUACACAAAUGUGUUUCUGGAAAGUGAUGGUAUUGGGUCUUUUUUUAUAUUUAAGAUACAACUGAAGCACAUAUAGACAAUAUCAGCAAAGAAUCUUUCCUCUGUGUAGCUAACAUAUACUGUGCCUAGGAUACCCAAAGUUAAUAACAAGCUGAAAGUCCUCAGCUGUCAUUGUGAAUCUGCCCCCCCAGUGCAACAUCCUGUCUUUCAUUACUCCCUUGCCCGUCCCUUCCCCUCCAACAAAGGUUGUCUGCUUGUAGCGACCUUGUGUUGCCAAGAGCACAGAUAAAGUUUCCACCUUCAAACGUUUUGUAGGAACUAAAACUGUCCUCCUAGCUCAGUGUUAUAGCAGGUGUUACACAAACAUGCUAGAAAAGACUUUUACUAGAUCAUAUUUGAAAGAUAAAGAGUAUGUUAUUGAGAGAUAAAACAAAACCUGGGGGAUAUAAGGCGAGCUUCUCUAACUUUGUUAUAAUUAAUUGUAUACCUGUGUAUGUAAAUAUAAUGCAUUCCUAUUUUGCAGUCAAGAACAAAAUACUAUUUGUAAUAUAGAAUAAACUUUAUUAUGAAACCAG
Messenger RNA from Melanotaenia boesemani (Boeseman's rainbowfish), 9723 nucleotides. It is a transcript of the gene plxna4, whose product is annotated as plexin A4. NCBI's taxonomy places the organism in Eukaryota, Metazoa, Chordata, Actinopteri, Atheriniformes, Melanotaeniidae. The transcript is spliced from 32 exons. Gene Ontology annotation, biological process: regulation of GTPase activity; positive regulation of axonogenesis; negative regulation of cell adhesion. The coding region runs from base 516 to 6263 and encodes 1915 amino acids. The record is from RefSeq and is a predicted model, not a curated record. Gene Ontology annotation, molecular function: semaphorin receptor activity; protein binding. Gene Ontology annotation, cellular component: semaphorin receptor complex.